UCAAACUUUUACCAGCUUAUUUCCGCUUCCGUUCUGUCGAGACUCCGCAUGGCCAAUAUGGAAGUAGCGAAGUUUGAAGAAAUAUUAGGCUCUAAAGCUAAGAAUUUCAAAAGCAUAGAUGUUCAAAAAGCACUCGAUGUGGAAGUAGACGCGGGAAAUCUUGCUAUAUAUGAUCCAAACAUGUUGGAUUUGGCAAGUAAAAACACAGAGGAGAGUUUAAAAGCAGUGACAAGGGACAACGUUCAGCUACUUCUUAACAGACUCUGGGAGCUUCCUGUUGAAAGACGCGAAAAUGUCAUAAUUGUGAAGCUUCCUGAACCUACAACGAAACUUCCCCGUGAAAAAGCUGUCCCCAAAGAAAAACCUUUAACAAAGUGGCAGCAAUAUGCCAAGCUGAAAGGAAUUAAAAAUACGAAAAAAGGACGCAUGCUAUGGGAUCCUGAAGCAAAGGAAUGGCGGCCACGCUGGGGAUACAAUCGAAUAAAUAGCGAAAAAGAAAAAUGGGCAAUAGAAGUCAAGGAGGGUGCUGAUGCAUUUGAAGAUCCAUUCGCUAAACUGAAGAAGGAAAAGCAAGAAAGAGUGGCCAAAAAUGAGCUACAGCGCCUGCGGAAUUUUGCGAGAGCUCGAAAGAUGAAAGUUUCUACUGAUGGCCCAGCAUCUUCUGCUCCAGCAAAAGAUGAGAUCCUGAAAAGUCUGGCAGUGACUCGCCGCUCUGAUGCCUCCAUGGGCAAGUUUUCAGAAACCUUGCCUAAAGAAGCAAAAAACAAGUUUUCAGGAAGGAAACGGAAGUUUGAACAGAAUAAUGUGUCAGCAGCUCAAGAGAAACAGCGACAUUUAGACAUUAUCAGCAAACUUGAGAGUGGGCAGGCAGUCUUAGAUGUGCAGAAAGCAACAAAUGCUGUUAUGAAUGCUGAGGACCAAGCGAGAGCAAAUGAAACACAUGACAGCAAAGAUAUGAAAAAGAGAAAAACUGCUGGAAAGUCUGGAAAAAAAGGACAGUUUGGGAAGGCUGUAAAGAUGGGAAAAGGGAAAACAGGAAAAGGGAAAAUGGGUAAAGGACGAGUGGGAAAAGGGAAGAUGGGAAAAGGGCAGAUGGGAAAGGGGCAGAUGAGAAAAAGGAAAUAAUUCAUGAAUAAAUGAAAAUUUUAUAUGUAUGUUUGUAUAUCGGUGAAACCAGUGUGAUUUGAGGCAAUAAGAUUAUGGAUGUAUAUCUCU
Pomacea canaliculata is the source of this 1215-nucleotide messenger RNA. RefSeq names its product ribosome biogenesis regulatory protein homolog. The coding region runs from base 49 to 1125 and encodes 358 amino acids. Gene Ontology annotation, molecular function: protein binding. The record is from RefSeq and is a predicted model, not a curated record. The transcript has 10 exons. Gene Ontology annotation, cellular component: nucleus; nucleolus; preribosome, large subunit precursor. Gene Ontology annotation, biological process: ribosomal large subunit export from nucleus; endonucleolytic cleavage in ITS1 to separate SSU-rRNA from 5.8S rRNA and LSU-rRNA from tricistronic rRNA transcript (SSU-rRNA, 5.8S rRNA, LSU-rRNA); ribosome biogenesis. Lineage: Eukaryota; Metazoa; Mollusca; Gastropoda; Architaenioglossa; Ampullariidae.